Drepanopeziza brunnea f. sp. 'multigermtubi' MB_m1 is the source of this 1902-nucleotide messenger RNA. Lineage: Eukaryota; Fungi; Ascomycota; Leotiomycetes; Helotiales; Drepanopezizaceae. The record is from RefSeq and is a predicted model, not a curated record.
AUGGAUGAUAAGCUGGAGAACCAGGGUCUUCGAAUAACGACCUGGAAUGAAGAAGUGAACGGUAUCAGGUCAGCCAUGUUUGAGAUUCUGCAGGCAGAUAUCGUGGUCAUGCAAGAGACCAAGAUUCAAAAGAAAGAUCUCCGGGAUGACAUGGUUCUGGUUCCUGGCUGGGAUGUCUUUUUCAGUCUGCCUAAGCACAAGAAAGGAUACGCAGGAGUCGCUGUCUACACUCGUAACUCUAGUUGUGCCCCCAUCAGAGCCGAAGAAGGCAUUACAGGUGUCCUGACUCCUCCGAAUUCCCAAACCAGCUUCUUCGACCUCCCAGAAGACCAACAGAUUGGUGGCUAUCCCACCCCGAGUCAGCUCUCUUACUGCUCCCUCGAUGCUGCUACCCUUGAUUCGGAAGGUCGUUGUGUCAUCCUCGAAUUCCCUGCCUUUGUGCUCAUCGGUACCUACUGCCCUGCAAACCGAGACGAAUCACGAGACGAAUUUCGAAUUGGCUUCCUGAAUGCCGUCGAGGCGCGCGUAAGGAACCUGGUGGCUGCUGGGAAGAGGGUCUUCUGGACUGGGGAUCUGAACAUCAUUCGGGAGGAAAUUGACACCGCCAAUGCUGGAGAACAGCUGCGGAAACAAGGAAUUACCGUUGAAGAGUAUCUCUCAACCCCAGCGAGGAGGAUGCUGAACCAGCUUCUCGUCGAUGGGAAAGUCUUUGGAGAGAGAGACGAAGGCAGAGAGAAACCGAUCAUGUGGGAUAUCUGCCGGUCCUUCCAUCCGAAUCGUCUAGGCAUGUUUACAUGCUGGGAGCAGAAGAUCAAUGCUCGCCCAGGCAACUUCGGCUCCCGCAUUGACUAUGUUCUCUGCAGUCAGGAUUGGAAGGACUGGUUUUGCGAGUCCAACAUACAGGAGGGUCUGAUGGGCUCUGACCACUGCCCCGUCUAUGCCGUGCUCAAGGAGAAGGUUGAAAUUGAGGGGAAAGAGGUGCAUGUGCGGGAUAUAAUGAGUUCUGGGAUGUUCAAGGAUGGUCUGCGACAACGGGAAUGGUCAGCAAAGGACCUGCUUCCAAUGUCUGCCAGGCUUAUCCCAGAGUUCAACCAUCGUCGCAGUAUUCGCGAUAUGUUCACCAAGAAAUCUUCGCUAACAGCAUCAGAUAACUCACUCUCAACCCAAGGGGCUCAAGAUGAAGUCGGAACUGCCUUGCCAGAUAGAGGGUUACUUACGUCCAAGGGCGCAAUGGCUUCUGUGAGCACGCUACAAGCAAAACCAGAAGUCACAGAGGAUUUGACCGCGGUGACAACUACCGUUUCGCAGACGACUUCGAUUCAGAGCUCUGCAAAGCCCCCAAAACGUCCAAUCGAGUCCCCCACCACACGACCCCAGAAACGUGGUAAGCCCAGCACCAGCUCGAAGUCCACAACGUCAAAGGCACAGUCAGGGAAGGGACAGAGCAGUCUAAUGGGCUUCUUCAAAUCGAAGCAACCGCAAGAUAGCCAGAAUUCGUCAAUAAUCGAUGCAAAGUCAGAUACAGCAACUAUGAUAAGCAUCGAUACCCUUCCCGAAUCCUCAGAUCUAGCUCCACCGGCUAAGGAAGAGCCUCCUGCCACGCAAAGCUCCGAGAACCUAUCUCCCAACCUAGCCUUCAACCCCGCCGAUCAAAAGAGCGUCCAUGACCCGAUAGCUGUCAAAGAUAGCUGGUCGAAGCUUCUGGGAAAGCGAGUGGUGCCUCGAUGUGAGCAUGAUGAUCCCUGCAUUAGCCACAUAACCAAGAAGGGAGGAGAGAACUGCGGGCGAUCUUUCUACAUGUGCCCAAGACCUCUGGGUCCAUCUGGGAAGAAAGAGAAGAAUACCGAGUGGCGUUGUGGGACUUUCAUUUGGAGCAGUGACUGGACUAAGGACAUGAAUUAA